CAUAAAUUCAACGAAUAGAGGGCGCGCUUUCACAAUUAACGUCUUUGGCGUCGCGUGUGUGCUACAAACGGUGGACGGUAGUGUUUUUUGCGUUCGUUUUUAAGCAAUUGCAAUCUGUAGUUUUCUUCUUUCUGAUUACUCAUCAUAUAUUAAUAAGCCAUUAUGGACAUCAGACCUAACAACACAAUUUAUAUCAACAAUCUGAAUGAGAAGGUUAAAAAGGAAGAACUGAAGAAGUCACUGUAUGCCAUAUUCUCUCAAUUUGGCCAGAUUUUAGACAUAAUAGCAAUGAAAACAUUGAAGAUGAGGGGCCAAGCAUUUGUGAUUUUCAAAGAGAUAUCAAGUGGUACAAAUGCCCUGCGCUCGAUGCAAGGAUUCCCAUUUUAUGACAAGCCAAUGAGGAUUCAAUAUGCUAAGACUGAUUCAGAUGUUAUCGCCAAGAUGAAAGGAACGUACGUGCCACGCGAAAAGAAAGUCGUUGAAAAGAGAAAGGCUCCUGUAGAGGAAGUCAAAGGCAAGAAAAACAAACCAACAGGCGCUGGUGUUCCACCUGUUAUGCCUGGUAUGAUGCCACCAAUGCCUGGGAUGCCACCAAUGCCUGGGAUGCCACCCAUGCCUGGUAUGCCACCUAUGAUGGGACAGAUGCCUCCAACAGUUACAGCACCAUCGGUUACAAUGCCAUCUCAACCUGCACCGGAACAGCCAAACAACAUCCUCUUCCUCACCAAUCUGCCAGAAGAAACCAACGAGAUGAUGUUAUCCAUGCUCUUUACACAAUUCAAAGGCUACAAGGAAGUGCGUUUAGUUCCCGGAAGACACGACAUUGCUUUUGUUGAGUUUGAGACAGAAUCACAAUCAUCACUUGCAAAGGGUUCAUUACAAGGCUUCAAGAUCACUCCAACUAAUGCAAUGAAAAUCUCUUUCGCUAAGAAAUAAUGAAUGCUGAUGAUGGUCAUUUCACAAAGGACAGUAUUUUUCUUCAUAAAUUUUAGCCUGUUUGCAUCAAUAGAUUUUGAUUUCACAGAUAUGUUGAUUGCCUCCAGGUUAAACAGGAACAAUUCUUUUUUUGUCUUGAAAUUUUAGGAAACGCGGUAGAAUUUUAAUUAAUUCCAAACAGAAUUUAUUUGUACAAUAAAUAUACAAAUAAAAUAGGAAAACAUGUCAAAAUGUUAGGAACUAUAGAGGUCUGACAUGUCGCUCUUGGUGUUGUCAUGAUAGCAUUGCACCCUCUGCUUUCUUGACGCAUCUCUUGUUUCAGGUUGUGUGCGCCAGUAAGACCUGGUCCAUCCUCCAAAAAACAGACAUGUAAGUAUAUAUCCACGAGAAAUGACAUCGAAGUUGUAAGCAUUGUGCAGCCUCAACGAUUUGAAUUGACAUGCUGUUACUGUGUUAUGCUGUAUUUAACGUAUUUGUUUUUCAUUUUGAAAUUAUGUACAAGAAUUCUAGAAACUAAAAGUGACGAAAUGAAUAAUUAUUUGCAUGCAUUGUAAUAGAAUCAAUUUUUUGAAAGAAAUGAACAAUUUAUUUAUCUUUGGUGAAGAUGUAUCUGUGUAAAAUGUAUGUUCCCCUCUAUUCUUUUAUGUAUAUAUUGUUCACAUGGUCAAAAAGCACUCUAUUCAUUGACAUUGUGAAUUUGUCAAAGGUGUAAAAAACAUUUAAUUAAUUAUGUUUUAAUUAGAAGCUAUUUGUUUAAUAUACUUAUGUAUUAUUAACAUUGCACAAUGGUAGAUAACCUCAGAUAUUACUGGUACAGUACUGCCAUUGCACUGUGGUCAGUAACACUAAGAACAGAUACUACUACAUUUUAGGAAGCGAUAUUUACAUUUUUUCAUUACAUGUUUUUAAAUAAAAAAUACAGAAAUUAA
Anneissia japonica is the source of this 1865-nucleotide messenger RNA. Its product is annotated as U1 small nuclear ribonucleoprotein A-like. Lineage: Eukaryota; Metazoa; Echinodermata; Crinoidea; Comatulida; Comatulidae. Gene Ontology annotation, biological process: mRNA splicing, via spliceosome. The coding region runs from base 163 to 936 and encodes 257 amino acids. Gene Ontology annotation, molecular function: U1 snRNA binding. The record is from RefSeq and is a predicted model, not a curated record. Gene Ontology annotation, cellular component: U1 snRNP. The transcript has 7 exons.